Molecule: messenger RNA, 1113 nt
Organism: Penicillium salamii
Lineage: Eukaryota; Fungi; Ascomycota; Eurotiomycetes; Eurotiales; Aspergillaceae
Source: the annotation of a GenBank genome assembly
AUGCAGUGUAAUGCUGACUCGGAUAUGGAGACCCCAGGCCAAGACGAAACAACUCAGAGCCCGAGCAACGGGGGUUCACUUGAAACCCCCACCCUCCGGCGAACACGAGUGGCCUGCAAAGCGUGUAAUCAAAGGCGGGUCAAAUGUGAUGCGGGAGAAGGACAGCCUUGCUGGCAUUGUCGCAUACGUCAAACGCCCUGCGAACUGAUUGAAUCCCGACGAGGAAAGUAUACUCGGAGAAAAGAGGGUCAUAGGAAAAGCCCACGGGCCUCGAAGCAUCCAAAGACACCUAGAGCCACAUCCAUCAGAGGAAAUCGAGAAUCUCCCAAUGUGGCCGAUGCAUCCGACAGAGCCAAUACUCUAGACACAAAUGAUGGUGCCACACGCUUAGAGCCUUCGCACGAGGGAGAGGGACCGCCUCAGCAUAGCCAGCCACCUCAGUCUGAUCAGAUAAACCCGAUUUUACGCCCACAGCACCUAGGCGACUCUAGUCUAUCGUACACUGUCGAGGUAGUCUACAGCCCCAAAGGAGGCUCCUCGGAGCCCUUGAAAGUACGCUAUCCGAUCCCAGCUUCAAUCAGCAACCGAGCGGCACCCAGUCAUGAAACCGAGGUCAAGGAACCGGUCUCACUGCAGGAAGCCCUAGAAUUACCUCCCAAAGAUAUUGCCGAUCAGCUGGUCCGCACCUUUUUUGAGAUCAUUCACCCAGCCUACCCUGUGUUUGAUCGCAAGAAAUUCGCGAGCUCAUAUUCCCAAAACCAAGCAUCCCCUCUGGUUUUACAUACAAUAUUCCUCCUUGGCUUCACGAUUGGUAGCGAGAGUCUUGUACAAGAAGCCGGAUACAGUAGCCGCGCGACGGCAAGGAGAAAGCACUACCUCCGUGCGAAGGCAUUAUACGAUGCCGAUUAUGACAACGACCGAUCAAAUGUCGUGGCAUGUCUUUUGCUUUUGGGAUUCUGGUGGGCUGGACCCGAAGAUCAGAAAGAUACUUGUUACUGGGUUGGAUGUGCUACGAAUGUCGCACAGUCUACAGGAAUGCAUCGCUCGUACGUGACAUCUACACACUGCAGGGAACGUGCUCACAUUAUUCUAGAAUAUCGGAGUAUGGGCUGA